Molecule: messenger RNA, 1100 nt
Organism: Schistocerca nitens (vagrant locust)
Lineage: Eukaryota; Metazoa; Arthropoda; Insecta; Orthoptera; Acrididae
Product: SUZ domain-containing protein 1
Exons: 5
Coding region: 54-542 (162 amino acids)
Source: RefSeq, a predicted model, not a curated record
GAUUACAGUUUCAGUCAUCAAAAUAGAGCACACAUCUUUGGCGUAGACCCAAUAUGGCUGCCAGCGAAGAAUUGGAUGUUGUGGAUAGCUGGGAAGAAAUUGAAGACUCUGGAGUCUUGGAUAGAAAAUUCUUACCAUCACCUACAGCACCAGAAGAGACUGAGAAUGUUAACCCUGUUAUGUCGAAUGGGCCAAUAAUUUUGCAAAGCAACCCAUUUCCAAUGCCGGAACCUGCAGUGAAAAUACUUAAAAGGCCUCAGAGGACUGCUCAGGGUAAUGGAAAUGGACACCUGCUUAAUGGUGAUACCAAACCCCGUCAGCCUGUAAGAACCCUUCAGCAGCGUGAACAAGCUUAUGCUGAAGCUAGAUUACGAAUCCUUGGUGAAGCUCGAAGUCCUGAGGAACAACACCUGCCCUCAACUGAUGAUAGGAUAAGCAAAAUACAGACAAAAAUGGAGGUGUUGCGAACGUCAGAAACUGGCAACAUUUUGCGUCAUCCGAAGGGACCCGACGGAACGAGAGGAUUCAAUUUGCGUAGAUAGUGCCCUUAGGAGCACUACGUUAUUGAUGUCUCCUGCCUUGCCUCUCCCCGUGACAAUACAGACUAAUAAAUUGACAUUGCCUACAUUUGAGGCACAUGGGAGAAGGGAGAAUUCACAACCAAUAUUUGUGAUGUGAUUGUACAUAAUUGCGUGAUUUAUAUAGUGAAAACAAGACAAUGCCUAGUUGUAUCAGCUUGUUGUGGCAUGACUUAAGAGACAAUUGUGUUGAUAUUUUGAUACAUUUAAUGGACUCACAGUUCUGUGUGUGUGGACCCUAUGGAAAUGAAAACCAGUGAUGAAACAACCUCUCAUAUACAUAAUCACAUACAUAUUAUAUAUCAUACACUCAUUUCAUUGCCAUGGAUGUUGUGUUGUUAAAAUUUUAUAUAUGUUUUAGGUUUUAUGGUUUUUUUUUUUUUAUAGACUGUUUUCAGUUGCAAAUAAUUUCACACGUUUCUGUGGCAUUUUGAUUUCUGCUGAUGAUUUCACCUUUCUUGUUAUGAUAGAAUAAGUGAUGGAAACAGGAAAAUACCUUACCAGAUAUUUCUUCUUCUUCAU